This is a messenger RNA of Mollisia scopiformis, 993 nucleotides long. RefSeq lists its product as uncharacterized. Bases 1 to 993 code for a protein of 330 amino acids. NCBI's taxonomy places the organism in Eukaryota, Fungi, Ascomycota, Leotiomycetes, Helotiales, Mollisiaceae. The record is from RefSeq and is a predicted model, not a curated record. The transcript has a single exon.
AUGGAAAGCAAAUCUUCUCAGAAUUCGAAGAACGCAAUGUCUCCAGCAAUCAACCAGCGAACCUCACCUUGCCAUCCCACCAAGAGACGGAAGUGGAAGUUGCUCACCAAUUGGUGGGUUCCAAACGACAUCCUACAAACCACCGAACCUUCUCAAAGCCAGCCAAUUAGAACAUUACACAGCGAGCAGAAUUCCCCGGUGACUGUCAGAUUCUCGCUCCAGCCUGGCACCAUGUGUUGGCUGAAGUCUCGGAAAGAAGCGGGACAUUCUGAGUGCUUAGAAAUCUCCAACAUAACGGGGUGUCGCAGACCAAUAGAUGUUCAGGGCAGAAACCGUCCUGUAAUAAUCACAAGGUUAAUUACAGUGGAUGGGAUAACAAAGUACGAAGCAGCUCCAAUAAGUAAGCCAAACCUAUCUAGUAGUCCGUUGCUAAUGAUCAAAAAUCAGAUGACCACUUUCCGCAACAUGCCACUUGCUGUAUGGAAGACAACUCUCGAGAGCCGGAAUAAUUUGAAGAGAGCUUUGCCGGUAAAAGGAGCAAAUUCAAUCGAUCCGGAGAAUAAGGAAAACACUUUCAACAAGCACAGGAGUCGACCUGAUCAAGUACUCUACCUUAAGAGCGGCAGCCUUUACCGAGACUGUUAUGUCCGAAUAGACAAAGUUCUAGAACUACCAGAACAAUGCAUUACGGAAUAUUGCUACGAAGAUGGCACCCGACCGGAUGAACCUCUCCGACUUUGCCUACGGAGCUACAAAGAUCUCGUGAAUCUCCUUCGCAUGCCUGGAAAUCGGGAGAGUCUGUAUUUCGGGACAGAGAGUGGCACUUGCCCACCACCUGAAGCCGGUAGCUGUGAACGAAGUCUGAGAUGCUCUACACGUCCAGUCAUCGCAGCUUCUGAAGAUGACUGUCGUCCCCGGUCUCAUAACGAGCUGCAUUGCGUAGAAUUCUCGGAUCCCAACUCGCCAGGAGCUUGCUACUUCUAUCAGUGGUAA